CGGCGUGUUUGCUAUUUGUUGAAUUUGUUAUAAGUGCGUUUUAAAUGGUAUAAUGGGUUUAACUAAACAAUAUUUGGCCUAUCGUGCCAUAGACAGCUUUAACAUAAUCACCUCGGGUCGUAGCAAUGUGAAUUUCGCUGUGCUCGAGAAGAGCGAAGGACGCUUUGCUGCAGCUGCAGCGGCCGAGAACGUUAUCAUAUGGGACUUGCGUAUGGGUGAUCGUAAGCUGACUUUGCGACGAGAGAAGCAAGAGGUCACGGCUCUGAGAGUAUCUCCAGAUCAUCUGCAUAUUGCUGUGGGGUUCGCCGAUGGCGUAGUGCAAAUCUUCGAUUUAAGCUCACGCACAUAUUACGAUGCAAUCUGCUCUCUGGCGCUGCACAAGAACGCUGUGAGCGUGCUGCGUUAUGAUUCACAGGGCAUGCGUUUAGUAAGUGGAGGUCUGGAUACUGAGAUGGUUGUGGUGGACACAGUGGAGCAAGCAGGUCGUCAGCGUUUAAGUGGACAUAACGCGGCCAUAACAGAUGCACACUUUCUGCAGCGUCUGGUGGAGCAGGACAUUGUGGUGAGCUGUUCAAAGGAUACGCAAAUCAAGUUCUGGAAUCUCGAGACACAAUUCUGUUUUAAAACAAUUGUUGACAAUCGUACGGAGAUUUGGGCCUUGGCUUUUGUCAAUGACCUUAUGAUAGCUGGUGCUGGCGAGAGCGGCAUGAAUGUUUAUCGUCUGCGCAAGCGCGAUUCGACCGAACAUGGCUCAUUGGAGUCAGCCGUCGAGGGUCUUGCUAUAGACGAUGAGGAUACUAUCAGUCCGAUUAGUGUCAGCAACUGUGGCACUAUACAGCGGGCCGGCAAAGGUCGCACAGUGAAUUUGGUGAGCGAUCCCAAUGAGCGUGUGCUGAGCUGUCAUGGCACCAACGAUCUUAUUGAGAACUUUUAUAUCUGCACGGCGGAGGAAGCCAAACAGCGGCUCAACAAACGGCUAAAAAAGGCACGCAAGGCAGCACCAGAGGAAAAUGCUGAACAAAUUUCGAAGGAUCUCUCGCUUAGCGAUGAGAUAAAGCGAUUGGAAAGCAUUAAAACAUCAAAGCAGAAAAUCAAAUCCAUUGAUGUCCUGCUGGGCGAGAACAAGGAGUUGCGCGUUCUGGUCAGCUUCGCCAACAACAGCAUGAGCCUGUACUCCUUGGAGGUGUCCUUAAAGUCGCGCAAGGCUGACGCAGAGAGCAGCGUCAAAUUGCUGCGCUCACUAACACGCCUGGGCCAUCAGUCUGAAGUGCGCUCCGUGUGCUUUAGCAAUGAUUCCUUAGCCAUUGGCUCGGGCGCUGCUGAGUCCUUUAAGCUCUGGGAUCGUGAUGCCAUGCAGUGCCUGCGGACAGUGUCCACGGACUAUGUGCUCACUUCACGCUUCGUGCCAGGCGACCGCUAUGUUCUUUUGGGCAUGAAGAGCGGCAAACUCGUAAUUAUGGACGUGGGCGCGGCGGAUAUUGUGGAGAGCAUUCCUGCGCACGAGAGUGAACUGUGGAGCAUUUCAUUGCUGCCGGACCAGAAGGGUUGCGUUACAGGCAGCGGCGACACCACAGUGAAGAUCUGGAGCUUUGAGUUAAUUGACGCUGGUGAGGGCGCCGCACAGACCAAAGUGCUAUCGUUGCUGCACAAGAACACCUUGAAGCUGGAGGAGACAGUACUUUGUGUGGUCGUGAGUCCGGAUAUGAAAUAUCUGGCCGUGGGACUGCUCGAUGCUACAGUCAAGGUCUUCUUUCUGGACACCUUCAAGUUCUACUUGUCGCUGUAUGGACACAAGCUGCCUGUGCUGUGUAUGGACAUUUCCUAUGACUCCACAUUGAUAGCCACAGGUUCGGCGGAUCGUAACAUCAAGAUAUGGGGCUUAAACUUUGGCGACUGCCAUCGCUCUAUCUUUGCACACGACGACUCUGUGAUGUCGCUACAGUUCAUACCCAGGACGCACAUGUUCUUUAGCUGCGGCAAGGAUGGCAAGAUCAAGCAAUGGGAUGGCGACUCCUUUGAAAAAAUAGUGACGCUACCUGGACACAUUGGCGAGGCGUAUAGCCUGGCAGUGUCGCCCAAUGGACGUUAUCUGGUUAGUUGCGGAUCGGAUCGCACGCUGCGCCUGUUUGAGCGCACCGAGGAGACAAUUGUGCUCAAGGAUGUGCAAGAGGAGGAGCGCGAGCAGCUGGAAAACGAGCGACUGGCCACAGGCGAGGACAACAGCGUGCCAUUGCUGCCGGGCCUGAAGCUGCCAUCGCGCAAAACCGUUGGCUCCGAGCAGGCUGCUGAGUCUAUUAUAGAAUGCCUGGAGAUAAGCAAGCAAUAUGAACUGGAUGCCGAGGAGAAGCCUGAGCUGCAUCCGCUUAUGCGUGCGCUGCAAGUUAAGAGUCCGAACGACUUCUUGGUCACCACACUGGUGCGCAUACGCACCUCCGAAAUGGAGGAGGCGUUGCUGUUGUUGCCUUUUUCCGUAGUCUGUGAGUUGCUGGAACGCUUGCCAGCGCUCAUAACCUCUCGACCCGACGAACUGGAGCUGCUGUGCCGCGUUACAGUGUUUCUCUUCAAGGUGCACAUGAAGCCCAUAGUGAAUGCCAAUCAAAUGAAGCCGCUGCUCAUGCGACUGCUGGCGCUACUCAAGUCGGACAUACAGGGACUGCGCGACGUCAUGGGCUACAAUCUACAUGCACUGGCGCUGCUUCAAACCGAAGUGGAGCAACGGGAAGGUGUGCAGCUGUUCCACGAAGCGACGCAGGCGAGACGUAAGCGUGAGAAGAAACGACGUGAGGCGUCCAAACGGCGACUGCAGAUACAAAUGGUUUAACUAGUACUUUAAUU
This is a messenger RNA of Drosophila busckii, 2835 nucleotides long. RefSeq names its product WD repeat-containing protein 3. Bases 53 to 2821 code for a protein of 922 amino acids. The transcript is spliced from 2 exons. Gene Ontology annotation, biological process: maturation of SSU-rRNA. The record is from RefSeq and is a predicted model, not a curated record. Gene Ontology annotation, molecular function: snoRNA binding; protein binding. Lineage: Eukaryota; Metazoa; Arthropoda; Insecta; Diptera; Drosophilidae. Gene Ontology annotation, cellular component: Pwp2p-containing subcomplex of 90S preribosome; small-subunit processome.